Molecule: messenger RNA, 1917 nt
Organism: Symbiodinium sp. CCMP2592
Lineage: Eukaryota; Dinophyceae; Suessiales; Symbiodiniaceae
Source: the annotation of a GenBank genome assembly
AUGGAGAGUAAUCAGAAGCCGACUCCGCCAUGGAACGAAGAGAUCAGGAAGCUGCACCAGUUCAUCGAGGACCAGUUCUGUCGACAGGCCGUGCUGCUGCAGGAACUGACACGACCUCUUCGGUUUGCACCUGACAAGCUGGCGCCUGCUGUUGCUCCCGUCCUGCGGCCUCCGGAGGGGGAGAGCAAGGACCUAGACUUGGUUUCCGAGGGUGCUGGCAUCAAUAUUCGGCACAUCCAGAGGCAUCCGGGCACCGUGCUGGCUUCUGGCGGGCGCACUGAGAAAGCGGACAUGCAGUCGGAGACCUCUUUGAACAAUUCUGCAGUGGUAAGCGUUGCCGCAGAAGUUGCAGAGGCCAGAAACCAGCAGCUCGGCGAGGCUGACGCGGAGAAGCGGGUGACACUCUCGUUUCAGAUGCCCGAAGACCUGGACCAGCAGGACGUUCAAGAUCUAGCAGCCUUCGAUGAAAACUGGGAGCCUACGGCCAGCCCGAGUGUGACCGAAUCUCCGGCUAAACGCUCCCGCGACAGUUCGCGGCAAACCUUCGUGAGGGCCAAGCUCAGCCAGCACCAAGAAAAGGCUGCAGCUGCCGCCCGCCUGGUGCGUCAAGCCAGUGCCAUCAAGCCGAAACGCUUAUGGCCCAGUGCAAAGCAAAUUGUGACGUCUCGAGUCUUUGCCUACGGGAUCAUCUGUCUGAUUAUUGUGAACCUCGUCCUCCUGGGAAUCGAGGUGGAUGUCAGCUCUGGCCUCCCUCAGAACGAGGUGCCUACAUGGUUUGCGAUCGUGAACAUUGUCAUCGUAUCGGUAUACACCAUGGAAAUCGCUUUGAAGAUCCUUGCAUUCGGAACGCGGGCGUUCUUCUGCGGAAGGGACAGCUACUGGAAUGUGUUCGACUUCGUCAUCGUUUCAGUGUCUAUCGGCGAGACGCUGAUCGAAAUGCUGAUUCUCACGUCAUCGAGUGUGGACUCUGCACAUUUGCGAGUGCUUCGUUUCUUGCGGGUGGCCCGAGCAUUGCGCAGCAUACGGGUGAUGCGGCUGGUUCACUAUAUCGGCGCUUUGCGGACUCUUGUGUUCUCAAUCGUGAGCACUAUGGGCAGCCUUUUAUGGACCAUGCUGCUGCUAGUCAUGAUCUUUUACUUGUUUGGUGUAAUCCUGGCACAGAUUGCCACAGACAAUUGCCGUACCCUGCAGCAAGCCGCCACGGGCGACAUCAAUGCCGUACCGCUGUGCGAAGGCGCUCUCUAUAUGCACUGGAGGACCGUGCCGGUGAGCAUGCUGACACUCUUCAUGGCUGUUAGUGGUGGACUGAGCUGGACAGAGGCGUUGCAGCCAUUGCAGCAGUUCUCGCCAUUCGGAGUCGCAUGUGUGAUCACGUACAUUGUAAUCACGGUCUUCGCAGUGUUGAAUGUCGUGACAGGCGUCUUCUGCAACACCGCAAUUGAGAGCGCUCACGCGGACAAAGAUAUCGCGAUCAUGAAGCAGAUGAACAAGAGAAAUGCACAGAUCGAAGCACUGCGGCAUAUCUUUGGAGAGAUCGACCGUGACCGUUCGAACAAGGUCAGCAUUCAGGAGCUCAAGGACGCGAUGGACACUCAAAAGCUGUCCAGUUUCAUGGAAUCCCUCGGCAUCUCAACUGAGGACGUUUGGACACUGUUCAUGGUCAUCGACUCUGAUGAGAGUGGUGAGAUCACCCUCGACGAAUUUGUUGGUGGCUGCAUGACGCUGAAUGGGCCUGCCCGGAGUCUUCAUCUUGCGCGGAUGAGUCACGAAAACAAGGUCACUCGACAGGAGAUCAAGCAGCUUAGUGCCCAAAUGGCGGGAGUACUGGACGCCCUUGGCGUGGAUAUGGCUGUCUCCGCAAAAAGUGAGGGUGUACCAUGCACCGUCUUCCAACUCGGACCGUUCGGACGGGGAUAG